CUGUCGCUGCAUUAAUUGAGCGAGCUCUCAGCUAGCAUGGCCAUGGAGGCGGCUCUUGUUAGCGUGGCGACAGGGGUCCUCAAACCUGUCCUAGGGAAGCUGGUUGUUCUGCUCGGCAACGAGUACAAGCGGUUCAAGGGUGUGCGCAAGGGGAUCAGGUCCCUUACUCAUGAGCUCGGCGCCAUGGAGGCUUUUCUCACCAAGAUGUCAGAGGAGGAGGAUCCCGAUGUGCAGGAUAAAGUUUGGAUGAAUGAGGUGCGGGAACUGUCCUAUGACAUGGAGGACACAAUCGAUGACUUCAUGCAAAGCAUCGGUGACAAAGACGAAAAGCCAGAUGGCUUCAUUGAUAAGAUCAAGAGCUCACUAGGGAAGUUGGGAAAGAUGAAGGCUCGCCGUCGGAUUGGCAGAGAGAUUCAGGAUCUGAAGAAACAGAUCAUUGAGGUGGGCGAUAGGAAUGCAAGGUACAAGAGUCGUGAGACCUUCUCCAAGACUGUCAAUGCGACCGUUGAC
Molecule: messenger RNA, 510 nt
Organism: Triticum dicoccoides
Lineage: Eukaryota; Viridiplantae; Streptophyta; Magnoliopsida; Poales; Poaceae
Product: disease resistance protein PIK6-NP-like
Exons: 1
Source: RefSeq, a predicted model, not a curated record